UUAAAGCUGGAGUGUGGUAAGAGACUGAAUGACAUUUCUCACAGGUCUCCAACCACAUCAAUUGCUCACCUGAACUCCAUUCACUAUGGGCAUUCCACUGAACCUGGGUACUCUGGUCCUAAUGCUCAACUUCUACAGCGAAGUGCAUGCAGGGCGCAUCUAUGGGGGCAAGGAGGCCGUGCCUUACAGCAGACCCUACAUGGUCCUCCUGGAGAGGGCUACCACCAACAUCCUGAAGCCCAAAAACUGUGGUGGCUUUCUAGUGAGAGAGGACUUUGUGAUGACUGCUGCCCACUGCAAUGGGAGAUCCAUUAAGGUCAAGCUGGGAGUCCACAACGUGCACCAGGAAAGCGCUCAAGAAAUGUUUGUGAAACAGGCAUUUCCACAUCCACAUUAUGAUAAUGAAGAACAUUAUAAUGAUAUUAUGCUACUCAAGCUGGAGAAGAAUGUACUUUUCACCGACCGUGUGAGACCCAUUGGCCUCCCGCAGACAGAAGAUGAGGAGGUGCCCAAGGACUGUCUGGUGUCAGGCUGGGGCUUCAAUAUCAGGGGAGUAAAGAAAGGAUCCUCUGUGCUACUGGACCUCAACGUGACACUGGAUGACAGUCAAGUAUGCUCAGACAACCAUGCGUUCUGCUCUUCAGGACUAAAUGGACCUGGUCAGGGAGACUCCGGUAGUCCAUUGGUCUGUAACGGUGUGGCCUAUGGGGUGGUGUCCUGCUCUAUGGAAAAACUCCACAUUUACACACGCAUCCCUGACUACCUGGACUGGAUCACCAACACCAUGAAUAAUUGAUACGACACUGAGCAGAAACCUCUACAGUUUGUUCAUUUGGCCACCCAGGUCCCUAGAAGCAUGAUUAUGAUACUGCAGAAUCUGACUGUGUUUAUGAUGCUUUCUGAUUGAUUUAACAGUGCUGUUUAAUGUCUGUGUGCCUACAUGCAGUAAGCCAAAGAUUGUUAUUAUAACCUUCUUGUUCUGUGUUGAAGCCUCUGAAUUUCCAUCUGUCAAACAAUGCUUUCAAGUCCUGUUCUGUGCUGCAGCUGUUUUAAAUCUUAAAUUAUGAAUUGUGGGAUUAAGUAGAGAGUUGAUGUUAUUGAACACAUUUAUUUUGUGAAUAUCAAUAUGAGCAAACUGAGAAGAGGUGCUUUGAUCAAGUUGUCCCUUCAACAGUGAGGCAAUCACAUUAUUUCUGGCAGAUGCUUACUGCAUUUUGGAGUAGGCUAUAUUGAAAAUAUAUAUGAGCAGUAAAAGACAUUGAGCAUACCAAAAAUCUUAACAAGACUGCCCCCUUGUGCACAUCUGAAUAACAUACAGUCCAUGUAAAAUACAAGGCCAAGUGCAGUCCAAAACGUGAUUUCCUAUGUUUUAUAUAUAUUUCCACACUAUGAGAUUGGAAUAAUACUGUGAAAUUGUGAAAAUUAUGAUAAUGCCCUUUUAGUGUGAGAGCUGUUUGAAAAGGCUGCCUGAAAUUUCAGCCUGCCUGGUGACAUCAGUUAGUAAAUAGAUCCAUAAGAAAGAGUUCCAAACCUCUCUGCCAAUAAUAGCUAGUUUUCAGUUUUCCCCUCCCCACUCAGACUCCCAGACAGUCCUAGUAAAAUUCUUGCUUGAGAAACUGUUAUUUGCUAAGAUGCUUUGUUAUUUUUUUUUACAAUUUUAGUUGAAAACAGGUACUUAAAGGGUAUCCACCACAAAUUCAUAUGAGUGUUAAAUAACACUAAUAUGUGAAAACAAUAUUUUUGGUUUACAAACGUUUCGUUUUGUCAUUAUAAUAAGCUUGGUAGCAACAUGUGAAAAUCAUUGUUGAAAUCGGUUGCAGCUGAAAUUGACUACAAAACCCACAAUGCAAUGCUCUCUCUCUGGGCUGUCUAGGUAGCUAGCUAGCAAACGUAUAAUACCAAAGUCAAUAUCAGCAUGUGAAUUAACUAGCUAGCUGUAAAAUCGCCUAAACUGCACUAUCAAUUUAAGAGUCUAUUUCACCGAAUUCAACUUGCAGCUAUCUCUGCCUAGAGCACUGAGGCACAAUAAAAAUGGCCCAGAGCAAGGGCAGAUGACGUUGAUAUGGCAACAAUGGCCUUUCCCAUGUUUCCCACAGACAUACAAGGCGCAUUGCGAGAUGGUAAUUGAAGGAGAAACUGAGUUGAAUAAUUGAUUGAGCACAUCUAAGCGAAAUAUAUACUUUGUCAUAAUGAUAUAAACGGAUGGAUGUGUUCUAGACACAUAUGCCCAUACCAUAUAUUGGCUGAUUUGGCGACCUGGAGUGCAGGUAAUUGUUUUAAAAGCUUUAUGAAAUGUGAUAGCAUGUUAUCCUCUAUUUCCAGUGAAGAGAACCAUGUACCUAUGACGCAUUCCUACACGAUUUCCUGAUUUCACAGAGUUUUCACAUAAACCUAACAGACAAGGUGUAUUACAUAUCGAAUACAUUUUCAAUUUGUCAAACACUUUUAUGGUGCGUAUUGCUUUUUUGCUUUUACAUUUACUGAUAAUUUCAAAAUAAUAUUUAAAUUCUAUCUUAUAUAAUGUGAAGAGGGGUUUGUUCUCUGCCCACUUCAUUUUAUGGAUAAAGAAUCUUCCAUGAAAAAUAAAUAAAUUAACAAUGAAAGUUAAAUCAGGGUCCAUAUCAUUUGGAUCAAAACAAAACAUAAUAUCAGAGUCUCUCAGAUUAACAUUAAUAGUCGUUUUUUUUCAAAUAAAAUCUUCUAACUCACUCCAGACUCUUCUGACAUAAGAACAGUCCCAAAAUAAAUGGUCAAGUUUCUGGGUCACAACCACAAAAUACAAAUUUGUUAUCAAUAGCUAUUUUGAAUAUGUGUAUAAUAAAGGUCUUUACAGGGUAGAUUCUAUGAAUGAGUUUGUAUGAUACUUCUUUCACCUUAUUAGAUGUAAUGGAAUGCAGCCCUAGGACAAGUGAACUGGAACAAAAUCUUGUCUGGCAAAUAUUGUAUAUCUAAUAAGGUGGAAUUUGAUACUCCUCAGGAGUAAAUGUAACAUUGUGUGUUCUCAUGAAUUCUGGAUAAUCAUAUAGAAUAAAAUCAUCAUUAUUCAA
This is a messenger RNA of Salmo salar (Atlantic salmon), 3047 nucleotides long. Its product is annotated as mast cell protease 8. Gene Ontology annotation, molecular function: serine-type endopeptidase activity. Gene Ontology annotation, biological process: proteolysis. NCBI's taxonomy places the organism in Eukaryota, Metazoa, Chordata, Actinopteri, Salmoniformes, Salmonidae. The record is from RefSeq and is a predicted model, not a curated record.